AUGUGUCUAAAAUCUUCUAUUCUUCCUUCAGAAGAGCACGAUGCCAGACAGUCAGACGCAAAAGGCUCCUACUUGGUUGAAAUUCUGAGGAUGUACUUUCCUCACAGAUAUAAACGCUUGAUCAAUCCAUUACAUUAYCGGUUCUAUGGCGGUGAAAAGCGCAUGAAUACUGCUGGUAAACAUGAAAUGAAGGAAGUGAAACUGUUCGAGAAAAAAGAAAAAUUCCUGUUGCCAAGGAAGAAAAAAGAAAAGAUCAAAMGACCAACGARCCAUAAMCYCYCAAAACAUUUUCUACUUGGAAAAAAGCACGAGAAGAAAGACUUGGAUAAAUUGCAUGACAGWAGUUUAGGGARUYUGAAAMUGGUUMCAAGWAAUGAUAGAGAACUACGCGCUGUCAGGAAAGACAGUUUAGUGAAUUUACUACAAGGCGUUCAAAAAGAUAAGAACGACACGUCCAAGAGUUCUAACCAAUCCCUGGUUGUACAACUAAAUAAUAACACAAAACCUACAACGGCAGCACCAACAACAAGCAAACAAAAAGACGAACCACAAGUGCCAGAAAAGCUUGUCGACUAUAAAGCGGCGGAGAGCGGUAACAUCACUGCAGUGCUGAGCAAAGGCCUGAGGAAAAUUGUUUCGCAGCUGCGCAAGGUAUUAAAGAAAGACUCAAAAUAUCUAAAAACCAAGAAGAAAGUAAAAACUCCAAAGCAUAAAACYAAGAAACACAAACAUAUAAAUUUCCAGAAAUUGUUCAACGAUAUGUUGAAGAGCAAGGAAGAAGCUUUAUCGAAUAAUAAUGGGAUUAACAGUUUCGAYUCCAAUAUAGCAGAACUAAAAGGCGCGAAUGAGUUCAAUGACAUGAACCAAAUAAAUCCAAGUGAGAUAACGGGCGGGAUAAGCGUUGUUCCUAGUGAAGAAAACUCCAAUGAAAUGAAUGGAAUGGAUGUCAUCAAGAUUGAAAAUCCAAAUGCUUUAACAAACAAAAAUAGAAUGAGCAGCGAAGUUGUUGCCUUCAAUGGAAGUCCASCGAGAUUAAAYGAGCAGGCUACAAGAAUAAAUGGCGGAAAUGCAAGAAUUAAUGAUAUYACCGAAACAAAUGGAAUAAUUGCAAUGGAACGAGUUCCUUCAAUGGAACGAGUUUCUGAAAUUGAAGGAGUUCCUUCAAUGAACAGAGUUCCUUCAAUGGAACGAGCUCCUUCAAUGGAACGAGUUCCUGCAAUUGAACGAGUUCCUUCAAUGAACAGAGUUCCUGCAAUUGAACGAGUUCCUGCAAUGGAAGAAGUUCCUGCAAUGGACAGAGUACCUUCAGUGGACAGAGUUUCUGCAAUGAGCAAUCGUAUUGAAGUGACACGUCCUGAUGAAAUGKCACGAAUACAGGGUGUCGCAGAAAUGAGCCGUGGAAUGGUGGGAGAGAAUGCAGUGUCAGAGACGGCUGGUAUUCCAGAAGCUGGAAUGAAUGUCAUGAGUCAAGUGAUGCCAAAGCAAAAUCCUCUGAAUAGACAAAUGGUAGCAAAUCUACAAACAGUCCCUAUGUUCAAGUCCUCAAUGAACAAUAUCUCUCCAUAUACAGCAGGUAUGCAGCAAGCUCCCGUCCUACAGCGUGUURUUUAUCCACAAAGUCAACUCGUUCCAAUAAACAAUUUAGGCUUGAAUCAGCAACAGUUCUUGCCGGAAAGAAUCCCWCCUGUCGGCUUUCGGCAUCUGGUUUAUGGUUAUGGCGUCGGUGCAGCUCCGAURUWUUCACAGUUUGCUCAUCAAGCCGCUCCUAGCAUGCGUCAUUAUUAUGCUGGGCUUUAUGAAGCGGAUCAUGACGAGGCAGAUAGAGAUGAUGAUGAUGACGAUGACGAYGAUGUACAGGRGGGUAGUUAUCGACGAAAYAAAAUCAAGAAUCAUCCACCCAAGCUGGACAAAAAAGCAACACCUCAAAARACUAAACACAAARCGAAACAUCAAAGUCAUAAUUAAUUACAGACAGAAUCUCUUGAAAAAGUUUUAAGAAGUUUGUCGGAAGAUUUUGGUUGAAUUAGAAGAACGGCUUUAUCGAUCAUAGAAUUAUGUCUUUUGYCAAAGCCUUUUUAGCACUGCUUGUCAAUAUUAUGGCCAAAGUCUUCCAUUACAUGAUCUAAAGAAUCAAACAAUCCGAUACUAAAAGUUUUCUAGUUGUUGUCACGUAGGGAAACUCCCUCGGAAUCACAWCAUAUGAAGUUCACCUUCAUCUUGCUUCAUGGGACUUCGUUUUCAACUCAAUGUCGCUUUUAGUAAAGUGAGAGGGUCUUAAACGUGUUUUUAAAAGCCAUGUUUUGGCUUUCGAGGACUACUACUUCACGCACAUCCUUGAGAAUCGCCAUUAUGUUUGUUUAAGUUUUUAACUUUAAACAAUAUCACAUCAUGAUUGUAUUUAAAAACUGAAUGCUGUUGUAAUACUUAAUCGAAAGUAUUAUAGUUCCCUAUAGUAAAUAAAUCUGAACAUGACUUUUACCACGUUGAAAAGGAAUUUCCAAUACAGGUUCUUAGAAAAAACCUACCUUGACGGCGGUACAAUAAAAGUCGUAUUACGUAGCUUUGCAAUGAACUCAUAAUUACUGGUAAAUGCUCUUCAGAUUUAACAAAGGUGAAUGCACAUUAAACAUCACCGGGYCCGUCAAAAACAUCACCGCCGAUAAGUUAAAAAUGUCUCCAUAUUUCACACUACUGCUUCUUCUUUUAAUUAACGAAUCUUUAGCUAAAGGCAAGACAAACUCUACUAAAACCAAAGUUGCSCAUGKGUUGAAAAAAUCMAARCCACAYCACAAAUCCGCUCAACGUAAAGGUUCCAUGGUAUUUGAAGAAACCUCUAAAGAAAAAAUCAAGUCGUCCCUCGACAAGUCGUUUGGACUUCUUAGUCCUUGGAAUAAAAAUACGGGGGAUGUUUUCACGGGGUGCUUGGGUCAACAGGACGGGUUAUCAGAUCAACAAGCCGGCUUACUUAAUCAACCAAUCAACCCAAUGAUGCGGAUUAAUGGAUAUCCCAUCAACCCGAAGGGCUCCAAAUCCUUGAGUCAAACACUGGAUGGAAAUCUCGAAGAAGAAGAAGAYCUGAAGGAGGUCAUGUCUCAGAUAACUGGACGAAGGGCCGCCUUCAGAGGACACAAGUUUGGUGGGGGCUGGAGACCUUUGAGGCCGAUAAAUUAUCCAAUGCACCGUAUGUCGCAAGGAAUGGCGGGUAGAGGAAUGCUGGGAAAUAUUAAUGUGAAUGACGGAUAUAGGAGAGAAAAAACAAUCCAUGUGCACGCAAAAAGAAAAAAUGACAUUUUCAAAAAUCUUCAUGGUUUGAUWCUUAGGAAGAUGUAUGAAAAACGACUUGCAAAGCUACGUGCAAGAAGACUGCAACUUUUAAAACUACAGGCAAGGAGGCUUCGGAUUCUUAAACUCAUGAAGAACGUUCAACAAGCAGAUAAAAUGAAAUUAAUGAAUUGUUAAUAUUUUAGCAUGUUAAUACUUGUGAAUAGGGUUGUAAAGAAGUUUGUAAAGUCAUCGUAGAUUGUUAUUCAGCUAUAUACAGCAUAGAACUCGAUCUGAUCAAUGUAUAAAAUUAUCACUAUC
This is a messenger RNA of Exaiptasia diaphana, 3582 nucleotides long. RefSeq lists its product as uncharacterized. The record is from RefSeq and is a predicted model, not a curated record. Bases 1 to 1965 code for a protein of 654 amino acids. Lineage: Eukaryota; Metazoa; Cnidaria; Anthozoa; Actiniaria; Aiptasiidae. The transcript is spliced from 2 exons.